AAACAUCGAAAUCUCUGCCGUCGAUCCCCACCCAAUUCCAAGAAGGAACAAUCUCAGCCCUCCACUGCUCCGUGCCCGGCACGCGGAGUCCACUCGCGUCACCGAUCGUCAACCCCCUCUCCUGCUUUCUGCAGAAUGGGAUAGAAGAUCCGGAGACAUGAGUGGUAAGCGCAGCUCGCUAGAUCUACCGGAGAGAUUGAAGUUGACCCAUAGAAGGCGUUCUACGGAAAAAGAGGGUUGGAGUUGAAUGCGUGAUAAACGAUGUUGGGUGAUGGUGGUGGAGGAAUCGGAAGGCAUCAAGGGUCGGACCAGAAGCCGGAGUUGGGAGACAAAGUGUACACAAGGAAGUCAUUUAAGGGGUUAAAGACCGGUAAGAACGGUGUUAAUUUGACAGAAGAGCUGCAAAUUCAAACCCCAGCUGAACCCCCUGUUAAUUCCCUUCCGGACGCGCCCAUGGAAGGUUCUUCAAGUCUGAAUCGGACAUCUACUGUGCCAUUGGCCAGUCGCGGGUUGCUAGAUGGGUUUGAAGGGGGGAAACUGGGACUUUCAAAGCAGGAGAAUAGUGUAACAAUUAGCCUUUCAUCGCUGAAGUCUAAGCGAGAGAUGCGAGAGCUGAGGAGGAAGCUGCAGAGUGAGUUGGAUGUGAUACGGAGUUUGGUGAAGAAUAUAGAGACAAAGGAGACACAACAGAAUGACCCAACCCGACCUUUGCAUCAGUUGAGUGUGUCUGUGUUGGAGAAUAGUCAUGCGGUAUGCGAUGACACUGACAAGGAUAAGAGGACACCCAAGGCAAACCAGUUUUAUAGAAAAUCAGAUUUUUUGCUCGCAAAGGAUAAGAUUCCACCUCCAGAAAGCAACAAGAAGACAAAAGCAAACAAGAAUACGGGAAAUGGUUUUGGGUCGGGAAAGUCACCCAGUCAAGUGUUCAAGAGUUGUUGUGUGUUACUGGAAAGGUUAAUGAAGCACAAGCAUGGAUGGGUGUUUAACCAACCGGUUGAUACUGUUGGUCUUGGUUUACACGACUAUUAUGACAUCAUCAAGCACCCAAUGGAUCUUGGUACAGUGAAAUCCAGGCUGGAUAGUAAUUGGUACAAGUCACCUAGAGAAUUUGCAGAGGAUGUGAGACUUACAUUCAACAACGCCAUGACCUACAAUCCAAAGGGACAAGAUGUUCAUGUAAUGGCUGAGCUGCUCUUGCAGAUAUUUGAAAACAAGUGGGCUUUGAUCGAGGCUGAGAUUGGCCCACCUACUCCUGCAUCUAGGAAGGGUCCUAAGCUCCCAAACUCUGAAACGAGAAAAGUUCUUAGCAGGUCGGAAUCCAUGACAACCCCAAAACUUAAACCUGCCAAUCAUUUGAACACAGGGAGAGUUGCUGCCCCAAAGAAGCCAAAAGCAAAGGAUCCCGACAAAAGGGAUAUGACAUAUGAAGAGAAACAGAAACUAAGCAUGAACCUACAAAAUUUGCCAUCUGAAAAGCUUGAAAGUGUGGUGCAAAUAAUCAGAAAGAGGAACUCUUCUCUCUGUCAACAGGAUGAUGAGAUUGAAGUGGAUAUUGAUAGUGUUGAUAUAGAGACUCUUUGGGAGCUCGAUAGGUUUGUAACCAACUUCAAAAAGAGUUUGAGCAAGAACAAAAGAAAGAUUGAAAUGUCUGAACUUGCAACUCAAUCAGUUAAGGGAGCUAAGCAAAAUGUCCUGCAGAAGAAAGAUGCUCCCGUUGCAGGAGAAACUCCAACAGGUGGUCUAAACAAUUCUUUGACAGAAGGCAGAGCAGAACGAAAUGACAUGUCCUCUGCUCCUGAAGGGGAAAAGCUUGAGAACAAUGCAACUAAAUCGCACAUAUCUAAUCCUGAUUCUGGAUCUUCAUCAAGUGAGUUUCAUAGUGAAAGCUCUUCAGAAGGCGGAUCUGAUACAGAACGUUCACCUAAGAAUUGAAGUAGUUUCCCUGGAGAACCAAACAAUCCUUGUGUAGUGCCAGAUCCAGCAGCUAGCAGUAAUGAACUGGCAAUACGUUAUGGAUGGAGAUGAGCUUUACAUCUUCAUCACUCUUGGCUUCCACAACAAAGUGUGUCUCCGGGACUACACGGUGUUUGUAUAAAUAGUGUAAUAGUUAUCUCGCGUUUUGUAGCGUGUAAGUAUUGUGCGUUGCGAUCUCACGUAUGUAUCUCGAGGGAUUGGUGCAUUUCCCUGGCUCAUGUGCAAGUGAACAUUGCAACAUUUGUAAUGAUUUGUGUAAAUUAUUUAGAGCACCUUUGGGGCUUCUCUGUUGGCCUGGACUCCAAGGGCAACAAUUUCAGCAUUUUGAAAAAGAUUAUCUAAGGAAAAUUAUUUAGUUUUGGGAUUUUGAAAAUUAACUUGCAUUAUUAAAAAAUUAUCCAAAAUGUAACGCUAAUUAAAAAUGUUAUUAUCUU
Messenger RNA from Cuscuta campestris, 2408 nucleotides. The record is from the annotation of a GenBank genome assembly. Lineage: Eukaryota; Viridiplantae; Streptophyta; Magnoliopsida; Solanales; Convolvulaceae.